Molecule: messenger RNA, 1514 nt
Organism: Coregonus clupeaformis (lake whitefish)
Lineage: Eukaryota; Metazoa; Chordata; Actinopteri; Salmoniformes; Salmonidae
Gene: dio3a
Product: iodothyronine deiodinase 3a
Exons: 1
Molecular function (GO): thyroxine 5'-deiodinase activity
Source: RefSeq, a predicted model, not a curated record
AGGCGGGGUGUUUUUCAUUAAAAUCCACUGUCGGUGCUAUAAAAAGGGAAGUUACAAGCCGAGUGCAACUUAAACAUAGGAUCGUAGCGCAAAAGGGACUGACGUUUUAGACGUCUGACUGAGGUUUUAUACACUAUAGCCUAAAUAUAUUAGGCGUUCUGCUAUUAUUAGUCGGCAUGAAUACAGUCAAAUAUCUGAAAAAUGCGAUUGUCUGUCUUAUUUUACUUCCUCGCUUUCUCGUGGCAGCGAUAAUUAUGUGGUUUCUCGAUUUUCUGUUCGUAAGGAAGAGGGUCUUCUUCAAAAUGAAGGAACAAGAAGGAAAUAUUGUCGACCCACCAUUAUGUAUUUCAGAUUCGAAUCGAAUGUUCAGCUGGGAGUCACUCAAAGCCGUUUGGCAUGGCCACAAACUGGACUUUUUAAAAUCGGCGCACCUUGGAUAUGUAGCGCCGAACACUGAAGUUGUGGAGCUUCGCGAUCAGAAACGCAGCCGGAUUCUUAACUAUGCCAAAGACAAGAGACCGCUCAUUUUAAACUUUGGCAGUUGCACCUGACCACCGUUCAUGACACGCUUGAAUGCGUUCCAGCGUGUCAUGGAGCAAUACGCGGAUAUCGCAGACUCUGUCGUUGUAUAUAUAGAGGAGGCGCACCCGUCGGACGGAUGGAUGAGCUCUGACGCUCCCUACCAAAUUCCCAAACACCGCUGUCUCGAGGACAGACUCAGUGCAGCUCAAAUAAUGAACCGUGAGGUCCCUGGGUGCAUUGUUGUCGCAGACAGCAUGGAUAACUUGUCCAACGCCGCAUAUGGAGCGUAUUUCGAUAGACUUUACAUACUUCAAGACGGAAAGAUUGUCUACCAAGGAGGUAGAGGGCCGGAGGGAUACCGCAUCUCUGAGCUGAGGGACUGGCUUGAACAACAUAGACAAAGUGUUGGAAAUUCAAGAAAUGUCAUUAUUCAUGUGUAGAGUUAGGGUUUGUAUGCAAUUUUAGACGUCAGCAUUAAAGAAGUUAUGUCUCACAGAGCUGCAUUUCAUACCGUGCAACCUUUCAAGAGUUGCGGCUCCAAUAAAGCGUCACACAGGGACACAAGCAUUUUCACUUGUUGUUUACUAGUGUUGUUUACUAGUGAUGUAGGCUGUCUAGGCCUAUCCCAAUGGUUGCAGAAUAGCCCAUUUUAGUUAUAGUUAUUAUUUUGACACUGGACAACUGAGCAUUUUAUGUAAUCUAGAUGAUCACCUGUAAGGUUUAAGUUGUGAAGGUCUAUUUGUGAAUACAAGUUAUUCUGUGUUCCAAUAUUUGUCAUGUUCUCUUUAUCCAUAUAGUGUGAAUGUUUGUGUGGAGAGUGUUUGAGGAAAGCGUUUUGCCAUGACCAAGUUUUUGCCAGUAUUGUUGUGAAGUUCGGUUUUUAAAAGGUUCCGCACCAGAAAACCGAUACUGAUGUUUUAAUGCUGAAAAUGAUGGUUGUGUGAAAUAUAUUUGUACUUAUUUUUUUAUUUUGUAAAUAUGGUAAACUUUUU